Molecule: messenger RNA, 1005 nt
Organism: Erinaceus europaeus (western European hedgehog)
Lineage: Eukaryota; Metazoa; Chordata; Mammalia; Eulipotyphla; Erinaceidae
Product: olfactory receptor 11H6
Exons: 2
Coding region: 1-1005 (334 amino acids)
Biological process (GO): G protein-coupled receptor signaling pathway
Cellular component (GO): membrane
Molecular function (GO): olfactory receptor activity; G protein-coupled receptor activity
Source: RefSeq, a predicted model, not a curated record
AUGGAAUUCUUUAAAUCUGUAAGUUUUCAUUAUUAUCCUUCGGUUAUUCCUGUUUUUCUAACAGCUUUGGCAUAUGAGAACACAACAAUACAUUUUGUGACUGAGUUUGUCCUCGUGGGUUUCCCCGACCAGAGAAAGAACUUCUUUUUCUCCUUCAUCCUUGUGAUCUAUCUUCUGACUCUGUUGGGGAACGGGGCAAUUGUCUGUGCAGUGAAAUGGGACAGGCAGCUUCACACACCCAUGUACAUCCUCUUGGGAAAUUUUGCCUUCCUAGAGAUCUGGUAUGUUUCUUCGACUGUCCCAAACAUGCUGGUCAACAUCCUCUCUGAGACCAAGACCAUUUCCUUCACUGGCUGCUUCCUCCAGUUCUAUUUCUUUUUCUCACUGGGCACAACAGAGUGCUUCUUCUUAUCAGUGAUGGCUUAUGAUAGGUACCUGGCCAUCUGUCGCCCUCUACAUUAUCCCUCCAUCAUGACGGGGAAGUUCUGUGUGAUCCUAGUCUGUGCUUGUUGGGUGAGUGGAUUUCUCUGCUACCCAGUCCCCAUCGCCCUUAUCUCCCAACUUCCCUUUUGUGGACCUAACAUCAUUGACCAUAUUGUGUGUGACCCGGGCCCAUUGUUUGCACUGGCCUGCAUCCAUGCUCCUAUCACUGAGCUCCUUUGUUACACCUUCAACUCAGUGAUCAUCUUUGGACCUUUCUUCUCUAUUUUGGGAUCUUACACUCUGGUACUCAGAGCUGUGCUUCGUGUUCCCUCUGGUGCUGGUCGAACUAAAGCUUUCUCCACAUGUGGUUCCCACCUAGUGGUGGUGUCUCUAUUCUAUGGAACUCUUAUGGUGAUGUAUGUGAGCCCAUCAUCAGGAAAUCCAGCAGGAAUGCAGAAGAUUGUCACUCUGGUAUACUCAGCAGUGACACCACUCUUAAAUCCCCUCAUCUACAGUCUUCGAAACAAAGACAUGAAAGAUGCCCUAAAGAAAGUUUUAGGAUUAAAAAUUAACAAAAACUGA